AUGGGUGGAAUUGAUGUUUCCUCCGUGGUGAGCUCCAUCAUCUCGGCUUUCGUCAGUGGAAUGGACAUUUUCCAUCGUCUGGGAGGGAAGAAAAGGAAAACCAAUGCGAGACUCCCUCGACCAUCUGAGGAGGAACAAUGGCUACAACACUCACUCAAGAAUCGGCCUGUGGAGAUCAAACAUGAAUACGAUCACCAAGUGGCAAAAUUCGGCCGCCAAUUUGAAGUUGGUGACACUGCCGCUCAGUCAAGUCUGGCACAUACUCUUCUUGUCCUCAACACGGGACUAAUCAACUUGAUCAACCAUGCCCUUUCCGGAGACUCCAGGACCGUGUCUUCCUCUCAAAGGACCUUGUUCAAUCUCUCUGAAACCGCUGCUGUUGACACAAUGACCGCUAUCGGACAGCUUAGUUCCCGCCUCAGCCUAGUUUCGUCAUCCAGGCUAGCUCUUGAGUCCGAGGAGAGCCGAAGAUCUGUCGAAAAGCAUACUCACAAGGAACGCAAGUCUAAUUCAACGACAUCAACCAAAAAGACCAAGCGGCCCCCUCCGACGCCAUUACUGAUCCGCGGUGGCUGGGUGAGGUCCAGAAGCGGUUCUUCAGUUGUCUCUGGGGCAGCUGCAAAGAAGGCAAGGGGAGAGCAGUCACAGAAGCACCAGCGUUCCAAAUCCGAUUCCACAGCGUCGAAGUCGUCUGCAUCCCGGUCCUCCGACUCCAAGCCAAAGCGGGAAGAGUCGGCCAGCGAGGUUUCCGGCUGUACAUGUAAAACCGCCCCAGGCCGACUGGAAGAACCAAACCCACUCAACAGACGCAAGUCAAGCGAACAGCCCAGGCCACAGAGUCAACGGAGCAUGCUUAUUGUGCCUGCGGACUUCUUCGAGAAUGCACAAAACCAUUCCGAGCCAGCUGUAUUCCAGCAACCUCCACCUCGACCGCCGAAGAUCCCGUUUCACAGCCGGCCCAACCCAGGACAGACCCGGGCGCGUCCGACGUCGACCAUGACAUUCAUGACUGCCAGCACUAAAAUAGGGGAGAUCCCUGAAUCCAAGUGGCCGGACAGGUCAUUGUCAGCUGAAGAGGAAGCGUCGCAGAAAGUGCCGUACGUUAUCCCACCUCCGCUGGAGCCGAGCGAACAGAAGAAAAAGAAAGGUCUCAAAUUCUGGCGGCGGGAAGACAAGCGGCGUGAUAUUGCCGCCUAUUGA
Messenger RNA from Cladophialophora psammophila CBS 110553, 1200 nucleotides. RefSeq lists its product as uncharacterized. The transcript has a single exon. Lineage: Eukaryota; Fungi; Ascomycota; Eurotiomycetes; Chaetothyriales; Herpotrichiellaceae. The record is from RefSeq and is a predicted model, not a curated record. The coding region runs from base 1 to 1200 and encodes 399 amino acids.